AGUGACAACGGUGACAACUGUGACAACAGUGAAAAAUGGAGACAACAGUGACAACCCCGACAUCACUGAAAACACUGACAAUGGUGACAACGGUGAAAAUAGUGUCAACUGUGACAACAGUGAAAACGGUGAGAAGAGUGAAAACAGUAACAACAGUGACAACAAUGUCACCAGUGACAACGGUGACAACAGUGACAACAGUGACAACGGUGAUAGCAGUGACACCAGUGACAACGGUGACAACGGUGACAAUAGGGACAUCAGUGACAACUGUGACAACGGUGACAACGAUGACAAUGGUGACAACGGUGAGAACAGUGACAACGGUGACAACCAUGACCACAGUGACAACGGUGACAACAAUGACAACAGUGACAACGGUGAUAACAGUGACAACAGUGACAACGGUGACAACUGUGACAACAGUGAAAAAUGGAGACAACAGUGACAACCCCGACAUCACUGAAAACACUGACAAUGGUGACAACGGUGAAAAUAGUGUCAACUGUGACAACAGUGAAAACGGUGAGAAGAGUGAAAACAGUAACAACAGUGACAACAAUGUCACCAGUGACAACGGUGACAACAGUGACAACAGUGACAACGGUGAUAGCAGUGACACCAGUGACAACGGUGACAACGGUGACAAUAGGGACAUCAGUGACAACUGUGACAACGGUGACAACGAUGACAAUGGUGACAACGGUGAGAACAGUGACAACGGUGACAACCAUGACCACAGUGACAACGGUGACAACAAUGACAACAGUGACAACGGUGAUAACAGUGACAACAGUGACAACGGUGACAACUGUGACAAAAGUGAAAAAUGGAGACAACAGUGACAACCCCAACAUCACUGAAAACACUGACAAUGGUGACAACGGUGAAAAUAGUGACAACUGUGACAACAGUGAAAACGGUGAGAAGAGUGAAAACAGUAACAACAAUGUCACCAGUGACAAUGGUGACAUCAGUGACAACAGUGACAACGGUGAUAGCAGUGACACCAGUGACAACGGUGACAGCGGUGACUACAGUGACAACGGUGACAACGGUGACAAUAGGGACAUCAGUGACAACUGUGACAACAGUGACAACGGUGACAACCGUGCCAACAGUGACAACGGUGACAGCCGUGACAAGAGUGACAACGGUGACAACUGUGUCAACGGUGACAACAGUGACAACGGUGACGACAGAGACAACAGGGACAAUGGUGACAACGGUGAAAACGGUGUCAACAGUGACACCAGUGACAACUAUGACAACAGUGACAAUGGUGACACUGGUGUCAACGGUGACAACGGUGACUCUGGUGUCAAUGGUGACAACGGUGUCAACGGUGACAACAAUGAAAACAGUGACAACGGUGAAAUUGGUAAAAAUGGAGACAACAGUGACAAUGGCGAAAACAGUGACAAUAAGGAGAACGGUUUCAACGGUAACAAUGGUGACAACGGUGAAAAGAGUGGCAAUAGUAAAAAGGAAGGGAACGAUGACAACAGUAACAACGGUGACAGGGGUGAUGACGGUGACAACGGUUACCACAUCGACAACAGUAAAAACAUUGACAACAGUGACGACAGCGACAACGGUGCUACAGUGACAAUGGUUAAAACAGUGAAAACAGUGUCAACAGUGACAACAGUGACUCCAGUAAGAACGGUGACAAUGGCUACAAUGGUGACAACCGUGACAACAGUGACAACGGUGGCAAUGGUGACAACAGUGACAUCAGUGACAACAGUGACAACAGUGACAACGAUGACCACAUCGACAACAGUAAGAACAGUGACAACAGUGACAACAGUGACAACGGUGACAACAGUGACACCAGUGACAACAGUGACAACAGUGACAACAGUGACAACAGUGACAAAAGUGACAGCGCUACUAAAGUGACGCUGGUGACAACAGUGAAAACGGUGUCAACAGUGACAACAGUGACAACGGUGACAAUGGCGACAAUGGUGACAACCAUGACAACAGUGACAACGGUGGCAAAGGUGACAACAGUGACAUCAGUGGAAACUGUGACAACAGUGACAACGGUGAAAACCGUGAUAACCAUGACAAAAGUGAUAUUGGUGACAACGGUGUCAACGGUGACAACGGUGAAAACGGUGUUAACAGUGACAACAGUGACAACUCUGACAACACUGACAACGGUGACAACAGUGACAAUGGUGACAACCGUGAGAAAAGUGCCAACUGUGACAACGUUGUCAAUGCUGACGACAGUGUCACCGCUGUCACUAUUGUUACUUUUCUCACCGUUGUCAAUGUCAUUACCGUUGUAACUGUUGUUACCGUUAGCACCGUUGACACUGUUGUCACUGUUGUCACUGAUGUCACUGUUGUGUCUGUUGUCACAGUUGUCACUGUUGUGACUUUUGUGACUGUUGUGACUGUUGUCAAUGUUGUCACUGUGGUCAGUGUUGUUACCGUUGUCACUGUUGUCACUGUUGUCACUGUUGUCACUGUUGUUACCGUUGUCACCGUGGUCACCGUUGUCAGUGUUGUCACCAUUUUCACUGUCGUCACUGUUUUCACUUUUGUCACGGUUGUCACUGUUGCCACAGUUGUCACUAUUGUCGCUGUUGCAUCUCUUGUCAUUGUUGUCACCAUUGGCACCGUUGUAACUGUUGUCACUGUUGUUACUUUUUUUACCGUUGUCACCGUUGUCUCCCUUGUCAGUGUUGUCACCGUUGUCACAGUUGUCACUGUUGUCACUGUUGUCACCACUGUCACCGUUGUCACUGUUGUUACUGUUGUCACUGUUCUUACCAUUGUCACCUUUUCCUCCGUUUUCACCAAUUUCACCGUUGUCACUGUUUUCACUGUUAUCACUGUUGUCACCGUUGUCACUAUUGUCACUGUUGUCUCUGUUCUCACUGUUCUAACCACUGUCACCGUUGUCACUGUUGUUGCUUCUGUCACUGUUGUCACCAUUGUGACCAUUGUCUUCGUUGUCAGUGUUGCCACUGAUGUCACUGUCGUCACCGUUGUCACCGUUGUCACUGUUGUCACCAUUGUCACAUUUGUCCCUGUUGUCACCGUGGUCAUUGUGGUCACCGUUGUCACCGUUGUCACUGUUUUCACUGUGGUCACCGUUGUCACUGUUGUCACUGUUCCCACCGUUGUCACCAUUGUCACUGUUGUCACCGUUAACACCAUUGUCACCGUUGUCACUGUUGUAAAGGUUGUCGCCAUUGUCACCGUUGUCACCGUUGUCACCGUUGUCACCGUUGUCACUUUUGUCACAGUUGUCACUGUUGUCAGUGUUGUCACCGUUGUCAACGUUGUCACCGUUGUCACCGUUGUCACUUUUGUCACAGUUGUCACUGUUGUCAGUGUUGACACAGUUUUCACAGUUGUCACCGUUGUCACUGUUUUCUCUCCUUUCACCUUUCUCACUGUUUUCACUGUUGACACCGUUGUCACAGUUGUCACGGUUGUUACUGUUGUUAUCGUUUUCACCGUUGUCACUGUUGUCACCGUUCUCACUGUUAUUACUGUACUCACUGUUGUUAGCGUUGUCAUCGUUGUCACCGUUGUCAGUCUUGUCGUUGACGGUGACAACUGUGACAACAGUGACAAUGGUGACAAUGGUAACAACAGUGACAACAGUGACAACGGUGAAAUUGGUAAAAACGGACACUAUGGUGACGACAGUAACAACAGUGUCAACGGUGAAAAUGGUGACAACAGUGACAAUAGUGAAAACAGUGUCAACGGUGACAACACUGACAACUGUGACAACGGUAACAACUGUGACAACAGUAACAACAGUGACAACAGUUACCACCGUGACAAUGGUGACAACAGUGACAACAGUAACCAAAGUUGUAACAGCGACAAUAGUGACAACGGUGGCAACAGUGACAACAGUGACAACAGUAACAACAGUGACAAAGGUAACGACAUUGACAACGGUGACAACGGUGACAACGGUAACAACAGUGACAACAGUAGCAACAGUGACAACGGUGACAGUGCCGACAACACUUACAACAGUGACAACAUUGGCAACAGAUUGAAUAGUGAGAACGGUGACAACAGUGACAACAGUGACAAUGGUGAUACUGUUGUCACUUUAUUCACUGUUGUCACCGUUGUCACUGGUGUCACUGUUGCGACAGUUGCCACUGUUGUCACUGUUGUCACAGUUGUCACUGUUGCCACAGUUGACACUGUUGUCACCGUUGUCACCAUUGUCACCAUUGUCACCGUUUUCACUGUUGUCACAGUUGUCACUGUUCUUACUGUUGACACCGUUGUCACCGUUGUCACCGUUGUCAGCGUCAUCACCUUUGUCACCAUUGUUACUCUUUUCACCGUUGUCAAUGUUAUUACCGUUGUAACUGUUGUUACCGUUAGCACCGUUGUCACUGUUGUCACUGUUGUCACUGUUUUUACCGUUGUCAAUGUUGUCACCGUUGUUACUGGUGUCACCAAUGUCAAUGUUGUUACCGUUGACACUGUUGUCUCUUUUUCACCGUUGUCACCGUUGUCACUGUCGUCACCAUUGUAAGCGUUGACACCUUUGUCACAAUUGUCACUGACACCAAGACAUCAGAGACAACUGUGACAACAGUGAAAACGGUGACAACAGUUACAACGGUGACAACCGUGACAACAGUGACAACAGUGACAACUGGACAACAGUGACAACGGUGACAAUGGUGACAACAGUGACAACAGUGACAAUAAGUGCAAGAGUGACAAUAGUGACUAAGGUGUCAACGGUGACAGCGGUAACAACAGUGACAACAGUGACAACGGCGACAACGGUUAAAACGAGACAACAGUGUCAACGGUAACAACAUUGACAUUGGUGACAACAGUAACAACGGUGAGAACAGUGACAACAUUGACAACGGUAAAAACAGUGACAACAGUAACAACAGUGACAACGGUGCUAAUGGUAACAACAGUUACAAUGGUAAUGACAUUGACAACGGUGAGAAGAGUAACAAUGGUGACAACGGUGACGACGCUGACAACGUUGACAAUGGUGACAACGGACACAAUGGUGUCAACGGUGACAACAGUGAGAACUGUGACAACAGUGAAAACGGUGACAACGGUGACAAAGGUGUCAACAGUGACAACAGUGAUAACUGUUACAAUAGUGAAAAUGGUAACAACGGUGACAGCGGUGACAACCGUGACAACGGUGACAAUAGUGACAACACCGACAACAGUGACAAAAGUAACAACAGUGUCAACACCAACAACGGUGACAACGGUAAAAACAGUGAAAAACGGUGACAACAGUGACCACCCAGACAACACUGAAAACACUGACAACGCUGACAACAGUGACAACUGUGACAACAGUGACAACUGUAAAAACAGUGACAACAGUGAAAAUGGUGACAACAAUGACAACAGUGACAACGGCGACAACAGUGACAACAGUGACAUCAGUGACACCAGUGACAAUGGUGAUAACAAUGACAACAGUGACAACAGCGACAAUGGUGCUACAAUGACAACACAAAAACGGUCCAACAGUGACAACGGUGACACCGGUGAAAAGAGUAAAACGGUGACAACGAUGCAACAAUGACAACGGUGACAACAGUUACAACGGGGACAAAAGGGACAACAGUGAUAACGGUGACAACAGUGACAACGGUGACAACAUUGACAUCAGUGACAACGAUGACAACAGUGAAAAUGGUGACAACCGUGAUAACAGUGAGAACGGUGACAACAGUGACAAUAUCAACAUCAGUGACAACUGUGACAACAGUGACAACGGUGACAACGGUGUAGACGGUGACAACACUGACAACAGUGACAACAGAGACAACAGUGACAACUGUGACACCGGUGAAAACGGUGUCAACAGUAACAACAGUGACAACUGUGACAACAGUGACAACGGCGACAACAGUGAAAAUGGUAACAACCGUGAGACCAGUGACAACGGUGACAGUAGUGUCAAUGGUGACAAAGGUGCCAACGGUUACAACAGAAACACUGGUGACACCGGUGGGAACAGUGACAAAAGUGACAACAGGAACAAAUGACAACAUUGACAACAUUGACAACAGUGAGAUCAGUGACAAUGGUAACCACGGUGACAACGGUGACAACGGUGACCAUGGUGACCACGGUGACAACAGUGACAAAGGUGACAACAGUGACAACACUGACAAAGGUGACAACGGUGACAACGGUAACAACACUGACAACAGUAACAACAGUGACAACAGUGACAGUGGUGACAACAGUGACAACAGAGACAACAGUGGCAACAGUGACAAUUGUGACAACGGUGACAACAGUGACAAGAGUGACAACAGUGACAAGAGUGACAACUGGACAACAGUGACAACGGUUACAAUGGUGACAACAGUGACAACUGUGACAACAGUUGCAACAGUGACAAUAGUGACAACGGUGACAACAGUGAAAACGGUGACAACAGUGACAACUGUGACAAAACUGACAACGGUGACAAUGGUGACAACAGUGACAAAAGUGACAACAGUGACAACAAGUGCAAGAGUGACAAUAGUGACAAAGGUGUCAACGGUUACAAUGGUGACAACCGUGACAAUGGUAACAACAGUGACAACAGUGACAACGGUGACAACAUUGACAUCGGUGACAACAGUAACAACGGUGACAACAGUGACAACAUUGACAACGGUAAAAACAGUGACAGCAGUAACAACAGUGACAACGGUGCUAAUGGUAACAACAGUUACAAUGGUAAUGACAUUGACAACGGUGAGAAGGGUUACAAUAAUGACAACGGUGACGACCCUGACAACGUUGACAAUGGUGACAACGGAGACAAUGGUGUCAACAGUGACAACAGUGACAACUGUUACAACAGUGAAAACGCAAACAACGGUGACAACGGUGACAACCGUGAAAAUAGUGACAACUGUGACAACAGUGACAACGGUGACAAUAGUGACAACAGUGACAACAGUAACAACAGUGAAAACGGUGACGACAGUGACAACUGUGACAACAGUGACAAUAGUGACAACACUGACAACAGUGAGAAAAGUGACAACGGUGUCAACAGUGAGAACGGCGGCAACAGUGACGACAGUGAACACCAACAACGGUGACAACGGUAAAAACAGUGAAAAACGGUGACAACAGUGACCACCCCGACAACACUGAAAACACUGACAACGCUGACAAUAGUGACAACUGUGAAAACAGUGACAACAGUAAAAAUGGUGACAACAAUGACAACAGUGACAACGGUGACAACAGUGACAACAGUGACAACAGUGACAACGGUGACAACGGUGACAACAGUGACAUUUGUGACAGCGGUGACAACGGUGACAAUAGUGACAUAGGUGAAAACGGUGACAACGGUGACAACAGUGAGAACAGUCACAACAGUGAAAACAGUGACAACAGUGAGAAAGGUGACGAUAGUGACAAUAGUGACAAUAGUGAAAAAAGUGAAACUGGUGAAAACACCAAAACAGUGACACGGUGACAACGGUGAAAUCAGUGACAACGGUGAAAACAGUGACAAUAGUGACAACGGUGACAGCAGUGACAAUGGUGACGACAGUGACAACAGUGACAAUGGUGACAACAGUGAAACUGGUGAAAACACCGACACAGUGACACGGUGACAACGGUAAAAUCAGUGGCAAUGGUGACAACAGUGACAACAGUGACAACGGUGAGAGCAGUGACAAUGGUGACAACAGUGACAACAUUGACAAUGGUGAUAACAGUGAAUUUGGUGACAACACUGACAACGGUGAUAACGGUGACAACAGUGACAACAGUAACUACAGUAACAACGGUGACAACAGUGAAAAUGGUGACGACAGUGACAACAGUGACAACGGUGACAACAGUGAAAUUGGUGACAACACUGACAACGGUGACAACGGUGACAACUGUAACAACAGGGACAACAGUGACAACAGUGAAAAAUGUGACAACGGUUACAACACUGACAUCACCGACAACACCAACAACACUGAUAAUGGUGACAACAGUAACAACAGUAGACAAGAGUGACAACAGUGACAACGGCGACAACAGUGACGACAGUGACAACACCAACAACGGUGACAACGGUGAAAACAGUGAAAAACGGUGACAACAGUGACCACCCUGACAACACUAAAAACACUGACAACGCUGACAAUAGUGACAACUGUGACAACAGCGACAACUGUGACAACAGUGACAACAGUGACAAUGGUGACAACAAUGACAACAGUUACAACGGUGACAACAGUGACAACAUUGACAACGGUGACAACAGUGACACCAGUGACAAUGGUGAUAACACUGACAACAGUGAGAGCAGUGACAACAGCGACAAUGGUGCUACAAUGACAACACGACAACUGUUUAACAGUGACAACAGUGAAACUGGUGAAAAGAGUGAAAACGUUGACGACGAUGCAACAAUGACAACGGUGACAACGGUGACAACAGUGACAUUUGUGACAACAGUGAAAACAGUGACAACGGUGACAACAGUGACAAUGGUGACGAUAGUGACAACAGUGACAAUGGUGACAACAGUGAAACUGGUGACAAUACCGAAACAAUGACACGGUGACAACGGUAAAAACAGUGACAACAGUAACAAUAUUGACAACAGUAAAAAAAGUGACAACAGUGACAAUGGUGACGACAGUGACAACAGUGACAAUGGUGACAACAGUGAAACUGGUGACAACACUGACAACGGUAAUAACGGUGACAACUGUGAAAACAGUGACAACAGUGACAACAGUAACAACAGUUACAACGGUGACAACAGUGAAAAUGGUGACAACUGUGACAACGGUGAAAACGGUGUCAACAGCGACAACAGUGACAACUGUGAGAACAGUGACAGCGAUGACAACGGUGACAAUGAUGACAACCGUGACAACAAUAACAACGGUGAGAACAGUGUCAACGCUGACAACAGUAAGAACGGUGAGAACGGUGACAAGAGUGACAUCAGUGACAACAGUGACCACAAUGACAACAGUGACAACAGUGACAACAGUAACAAUGGUGACAACGGUGACAAUAUUGACAUCAGUGACAACUGUCAUAACAGUGACAACGGUGACAACGGUGACAACGGUGACAACAGUGUCAAAAGUUGAAAACCAUGACAACAGUGACAACGGUGACAACGGUGUAGACAGUAAGAACACUGACAACAGUCACAACUGUGACAACUGUGAAAACGGUGUCAACAGUAACAACAGUGAAACUGGUGACAACACUGACAACAGUAAUAACGGUGACAACUGUGAAAACAGUGACAACAGUGACAACAGUAACAACAGUUUCAACGGUGACAACAGUGAAAAUGGUGACGACAGUGACAACAGUGACAACGGUGACAACAGUGAAAUUGGUGACAACACUGACAACGGUGACAACGGUGACAACUGUAACAACAGGGACAACAGUGACAACAGUGAAAACAGUGACAAUGGUUACAACACUGACAUGACAAACAACACUGACAACACUGAUAACGGUGACAACAGUAACAACUGUGAAAAGAGUGACAACAUCAAAACUGGUGAAAACACUGUCAACGGUGACAACAGUGACAACAGUGACAACAGUGACAACAGUGACAGCGUGACAACUGUGACAACGGUGAAAACGGUGUCAACAGCGACAACAGUGACAACUGUGACAACAGUGACAGCGAUGACAACGGUGACAAUGAUGAGAACCGUGAAAACAGUAACAACGGUGAGAACAGUGUCAACCCUGACAACAGUAACAACGGUGAGAACGGUGACAAGAGUGACAUCAGUGACAACAGUGACCACAAUGACAACAGUGACAACAGUGACAACAGUAACAAUGGUGACAACGGUCACAACAUUCACAUCAGUGACAACGGUGACAACAGUGAAAACGGUGACAACCAUGACCACAGUGAGAACGGUGACAACGGUGACAAUAUUGACAUCAGUGACAACUGUCACAACAGUGACAACGGUGACAACGGUGACAACAGUGUCAAAAGUUGAAAACCGUGACAACAGUGACAUUGGUGACAACGGUGUAGACAGUAAGAACAUUGACAACAGUGACAACAGAGACAACAGUGACAACUGUGACAACUGUGAAAACGGUGUCAACAGUAACAACAGUGACAACUGUGACAACAGUGACAAUUGUGACAACAGUGAAAAGGGUAACAACCCUGAGACCAGUGACAACGGUGACGGUACUAUCAACGGUGACAACAGUGAAAAGAGUGAAAACGGUGACAAUGAUGCAACGGUGACAACGGUGACAACGGUGACAACAGUGACCAUGGUGAGAAAAGUGAUAACAGUAAAAACACCAACAACGGUGACAACAGCAACAACGGUAACAACAGAGACAACAGUGACGACAGUGACAACGGUGAUAACAGUGACAGCAGUAAAAACACCGACAAUGGCGAUAAUGGUGACAAAAGUGACAACGGUGACAACGGUGACAACAGUGACAACAGUGACAAUAGUGAAAACAGUGAUAAUGGUGACAAAAGUGACAACGGUGACAACGGUGACAACAGUGACAUUAGUAACAACGGUGACAACAGUGGCAACAGUGAAAACGGUGACAACUGUGACAACAGUGACAACGGUGACAAAGGAGACAACGGUGACAACAGUGACAUCAGUGACAAAGGUGACAACAGUGACAUGAGUGACAAUGGCGACAACAUUGACAUCAGUGACAACAGUGACAACGGUGAUAACAGUGACAACAGUGACAACGGUGAUAACAGUGACAACAGUGACAACAGUGACAACGGUAACAACAGUGACAACGGUGACAAUGCUGACAAUGGUAACAAAAGUGACAAUGGUGACAGUGGUAACAACAGUGACAACAGUGACAACAGUGGCAACAGUGACAAUAGUGACAACAGUGACAACAGUGCCAACAGUGACAAUAGUGACAACAGCGGCAACAGUGACAACAGUGACAACAGUGACACCGGUGUCAACAGUGAGAAUGGUGACGACAGUGACAACGGUGACAACAGUGAAACUGGUGAAAACACUGGCAACGGUGACAACGGUGACAACUGUAACAACAGGGACAACAGUGACAACAGUGAAAAAUGUGACAACGGUUACAACACUGACAUCACUGACAACAUUAACAACACUGAUAAUGGUGACAACAGUAACAACAGUAGACAAGAGUGACAACAGUGACAACGGCGACAACAGUGACGACAGUGACAACACCAACAACGGUGACAACGGUGAAAACAGUGAAAAACGGUGACAACAGUGACCACCCCGACAACACUAAAAACACUGACAACGUUGACAAUAGUGACAACUGUGACAACAGCGACAACUGUGACAACAGUGACAACAGUGACAAUGGUGACAACAAUGACAACAGUUACAACGGUGACAACAGUGACAACAUUGACAACGGUGACAACAGUGACACCAGUGACAAUGGUGAUAACACUGACAACAGUGACAGCAGUGACAACAGCGACAAUGGUGCUACAAUGACAACAGGACAACUGUUUAACAGUGACAACAGUGAAACUGGUGAAAAGAGUGAAAACGGUGACGACGAUGCAACACUGACAACGGUGACAACGGUGACAACAGUGACAUUUGUGACAACGGUGACAACGGUGACAACAGUGACAACGGUGACAACAGUGACAACAGUGACAACAGUCACAACAGUGAAAACAGUGACAACGGUGACAACAGUGAGAAUGGCGACGAUAGUGACAACAGUGACAAUGGUGACAACAGUGAAACUGGUGACAACACCGACACAAUGACACGGUGACAACGGUGAAAACAGUGACAACAGUAACAAUAUUGACAACAGUAAAAAAAGUGACAACAGUGACAAUGGUGACGACAGUGACAACAGUGACAAUGGUGACAACAGUGAAACUGGUGACAACACUGACAACGGUAAUAACGGUGACAACUGUGAAAACAGUGACAACAGUGACAACAGUAACAACAGUUACAACGGUGACAACAGUGAAAAUGGUGACGACAGUGACAACAGUGACAACGGUGACAACAGUGAAAUUGGUGACAACACUGACAACGGUGACAACGGUGACAACUGUAACAACAGGGACAGCAGUGACAACAGUGAAAACAGUGACAAUGGUUACAACACUGACAUCACAAACAAGUAACCCUGACAACAGUGUCAACGGUGACAACGGUAACACCGGUGACACCAGUGGGAACAGUGACAACAGUGACAACAGGAACAAGUGACAACAUUGACAACAGUGACAACAGUGAGAUCAGUGACAAUGUUGACCACGGUGACAACGGUGACAACAGUGACCACGGUGACCACGGUGACCACAGUGACAACAGUGACAAAGGUGACAACGGUGACAACAAUGACAACGGUGACAACAUUGUUAUCACUGACAACACUGACAAAGGUGACAACGGUGACAACGGUAACAACACUGAGAACAGUAACAACAGUGACAACAGUUACAGUGGUGACAACAGUGACAACAGAGACAACAAUGGCUACUGUGACAAUUGUGACAAUGGUGACAACAGUGACAAGAGUGAGCAGUGACAACAGUGACAACAGUGACAACUGGACAACAGUGACAACGGUGACAAUGAUGACAACAGUGACAAGAGUGACAACAGUGAGAACAGUUGCAACUGUGACAAUAGUGACAACGGUGACAACAGUGAAAACGGUGACAACAGUGACAACUGUGACAAAAGUGACAACGGUGACAAUGGUGACAGCAGUGACAACAGUGACAGCAAUGACAACAAGUGCAAGAGUGACAAUAGUGACAAAGGUGUCAACGGUUACAAUGGUGACAACGGAAACAACGGUGACAACGGUAACAACAGUGACAACAGUGACAACGGUGACAACGGUGAAAACGAGACAACAGUGUCAACGGUAACAACAUUAACAUCGGUGACAACAGUAACAACGGUGACAACAGUGACAACAUUGACAACGGUAAAAACAGUGACAACAGUAACAACAGUGACAACGGUGCUAAUGGUAACAACAGUUACAAUGGUAAUGACAUUGACAACGGUGAGAAGAGUAACAAUGGUGACAACGGUGACGACGCUGACAACGUUGAUAAUGGUGACAACGGACACAAUGGUGUCAACGGUGACAACAGUGACAACGGUGACAAUAGUGACAACAGUGACAACGGUGACAACAGUGACAACGGUGACAACACUGACAACAGUGAGAAGGGUGACAACGGUAACAACAGGGAAAACAGUGACAACAGUGACAACAGUGACAACGGUGACAACAAUGACAACAGUGACAACGGUGAUAACAGUGGCAACAGUGACAAAAGUGACAACUGUGACAACAGUGAAAAAUGGAGACAACAGUGACAACCCCGACAUCUCUGAAAACACUGACAAUGGUGACAACGGUGAAAAUAGUGACAAUUGUGACAAGAGUGAAAACGGUGAGAAGAAUGAAAACAGUAACAACAGUGACAACAAUAUCACCAGUGACAACGGUGACAACAGUGACAACAGUGACAACGGUGAUAGCAGUGACACCAGUGACAACGGUGACAACGGUAACAACAGUGACAACGGUGACAACGGUGACAAUAGGGACAUCAGUGACAACUGUGACAACAGUGACAACGGUGACAACGGUGACAACAGUGACAACGGUGACAACCGUGACAACAGUGACAACGGUGACAACCGUGUCAACGGUGACAACAGUGACAACGGUAACAACAAUGACAACAGUGACAACGCUGACAACGGUGACAACGGUGACAACAGUGACAACAGUGACAACAGUGACAGCAGCGAAAACGGUAACAACGAACAAGGGGUUACAGGCGGUUACAAGGGGUUACAGGGGGUUACAAGGGGUUACAAGAGGUUACAAGGGAUGACAGGGGGUGACAACGCGUUACAGGGGGGUACAAAGGACUAUAGAAUACUUUUUUCUAACUAGAACGUUCCCAGAUACUUUUUCUUGGUCCAUUUUGCAUAAAAUUCAAAGUUAAAGAAAUCUCAUUUUUUUGUCCAAAACGAUGGAUUAACCCCUUUGAAAAAAUUCUAAUUUUGCGUUUUUCGUACACAGUUGUUUUUAUAGUCUUUAAAGGCUUUUUUUUAUAUACAACGUCAGACACACUUUUUCUUGAUCUAUUUUUGAUAAAAACAAAAGAUGAAAAAACUUCAACUUUUUGACCAAAAUCAUGGACUAUCCCCUUUGCAAAAAUGCCAAUUUUGCCUCCUAUUUAAAUCCAUGUUUAUAUUGUCUAGAAAGGCUUGUUUUUUAACGAGAACGUCACCAAAUACUUUUUCUGGCUGCAUUUUGCAUAAAACGAAACGUUCACAACAUUUCAAAUUUUUGACCAAAACCAUGGACUAACCCCUUUGCAAAAAUGGCAAUUUUGUGGGUUUUUGAAACCGAUAUUUUUUUUGUUCAGAAAUGCUUGUUUGCUAUAUAAAACGUCGAAAAGAUUUUUUUCACGGUUUAUUUUCACGCUCUAUGACAUGGGAAUAAGAGGGGUUGCAAGAGGUUACAGGGGGUUACAGGGGAUUCCAAGGGGUUACAGUUGGUUACAAGAGGUUAAAUAACAAUUAUUCACCGAAGUGGAGGUGGCUAGUCUUGGAUAUUUACCGAACUGCGAAGCAGUGAGGUAGAUAUCCACGACUAGCCACCGACACUGAGGUGAAUAAUUGUUUUAGUAUAUACUAAAACUGACAAUGGUGACGACAGUGACAACAGUGACAAUGGUGACAACAGUGAAACUGGUGACAACACUGACAACGGUAAUAACGGUGACAACUGUGAAAACAGUGACAACAGUGACAACAGUAACAACAGUUACAAAGGUGACAACAGUGAAAAUGGUGACGACAGUGACAACAGUGACAACGGUGACAACAGUGAAAUUGGUGACAACACUGACAACGGUGACAACGGUGACAACUGUAACAACAGGGACAGCAGUGACAACAGUGAAAACAGUGACAAUGGUUACAACACUGACAUCACAAACAAGUAACCCUGACAACAGUGUCAACGGUGACAACGGUAACACCGGUGACACCAGUGGGAACAGUGACAACAGUGACAACAGGAACAAGUGACAACAUUGACAACAGUGACAACAGUGAGAUCAGUGACAAUGUUGACCACGGUGACAACGGUGACAACAGUGACCACGGUGACCACGGUGACCACAGUGACAACAGUGACAAAGGUGACAACGGUGACAACAAUGACAACGGUGACAACAUUGUUAUCACUGACAACACUGACAAAGGUGACAACGGUGACAACGGUAACAACACUGAGAACAGUAACAACAGUGACAACAGUUACAGUGGUGACAACAGUGACAACAGAGACAACAAUGGCUACUGUGACAAUUGUGACAAUGGUGACAACAGUGACAAGAGUGAGCAGUGACAACAGUGACAACAGUGACAACUGGACAACAGUGACAACGGUGACAAUGAUGACAACAGUGACAAGAGUGACAACAGUGAGAACAGUUGCAACUGUGACAAUAGUGACAACGGUGACAACAGUGAAAACGGUGACAACAGUGACAACUGUGACAAAAGUGACAACGGUGACAAUGGUGACAGCAGUGACAACAGUGACAGCAAUGACAACAAGUGCAAGAGUGACAAUAGUGACAAAGGUGUCAACGGUUACAAUGGUGACAACGGAAACAACGGUGACAACGGUAACAACAGUGACAACAGUGACAACGGUGACAACGGUGAAAACGAGACAACAGUGUCAACGGUAACAACAUUAACAUCGGUGACAACAGUAACAACGGUGACAACAGUGACAACAUUGACAACGGUAAAAACAGUGACAACAGUAACAACAGUGACAACGGUGCUAAUGGUAACAACAGUUACAAUGGUAAUGACAUUGACAACGGUGAGAAGAGUAACAAUGGUGACAACGGUGACGACGCUGACAACGUUGAUAAUGGUGACAACGGACACAAUGGUGUCAACGGUGACAACAGUGACAACGGUGACAAUAGUGACAACAGUGACAACGGUGACAACAGUGACAACGGUGACAACACUGACAACAGUGAGAAGGGUGACAACGGUAACAACAGGGAAAACAGUGACAACAGUGACAACAGUGACAACGGUGACAACAAUGACAACAGUGACAACGGUGAUAACAGUGGCAACAGUGACAAAAGUGACAACUGUGACAACAGUGAAAAAUGGAGACAACAGUGACAACCCCGACAUCUCUGAAAACACUGACAAUGGUGACAACGGUGAAAAUAGUGACAAUUGUGACAAGAGUGAAAACGGUGAGAAGAAUGAAAACAGUAACAACAGUGACAACAAUAUCACCAGUGACAACGGUGACAACAGUGACAACAGUGACAACGGUGAUAGCAGUGACACCAGUGACAACGGUGACAACGGUAACAACAGUGACAACGGUGACAACGGUGACAAUAGGGACAUCAGUGACAACUGUGACAACAGUGACAACGGUGACAACGGUGACAACAGUGACAACGGUGACAACCGUGACAACAGUGACAACGGUGACAACCGUGUCAACGGUGACAACAGUGACAACGGUAACAACAAUGACAACAGUGACAACGCUGACAACGGUGACAACGGUGACAACAGUGACAACAGUG
Molecule: messenger RNA, 16678 nt
Organism: Porites evermanni
Lineage: Eukaryota; Metazoa; Cnidaria; Anthozoa; Scleractinia; Poritidae
Source: the annotation of a GenBank genome assembly